CCCCGUUCUUCCAGCGUAAUUUCUGGGCCAGAACUUGCGACAGCUGGCUCGGCAAUUCGGCUGGGCGCUUGUUCACGCCGUCGAAUUUCUGCUCCCAGCCCAUUUUUGAAAAACCUCCACGAAGGAAUUACGCUAGUGGAGCGCAGGCACCAUGGAACCCAGCUCACUCGUGGUUUCAUAUCACGCGACAGCGCCAAAACAAAAAUCUGGUCAUUUGCUGCACGAGCUUUCUGUCGCUCGUUUGACUGACAGCCCGCCAGUCGAGAGAAUGAAUGGUUGGUUUCUGGAAUAGACCAUGCCGAAUAUUAACACAGAAGUUUAAGGAGGGCAAAAGAAAUGAACAAUGAACACGGCAUCGAAUUGUUAUCAAGAAGGAGAGUCCAUUCUGUCAAGAUACAUCAUCUGCCAAGGUGAGGUAUUGUCAGGUUCCUACCAGUGCUGAUAUCUCAAUCUCAACGUGUGGGAAAGAUGCUGGCAACGUGCCUUUGGCAAAACCAGACGGCUUUUCUACGUUCCCUCCAUUAUAUCCGGUACAGCUUCCAAAAGCUAACAGGAAAUGGGCAUAAUAUGGAAAAUCUCGAAGCUAAAGUUUGACAUGGAAGUUAUGACGGAAGGCACCGUGUAUAACAGCUUCCCCUUUUGCAAGCCUGAUCAGAACUGCCGCUGAGAGAAUGAAAACAACAAAUGGCAAAAUGAAGAGUAUACUGCACUGCCUUCCAACACCUGUAAUACCACCAAUACUGCUGGCGAGCCAAACUCGGUAUACCAAACCACGCACAAACAUGGUCUUGGAAUGGUACACUUGACACUCUAUCUUAAAUUAUGAUCACUUUACAGUACUAGAGCCAGAAUUUCCUACCUUGGUAAAUCUCCUAUGUGGUACAGCCCGCCUCUCAAGACAAACCGAACCGCCCACUUGACGCCACUUUCCCUUGAGGAUAUAUACCUACCCGUAGGUUCCUAAUCAGGUCAUGAGAGCAACAGCAACUCGCCAUGCCUACAACAUCCAGAAGCUCCAGCAACAUCAACCACCAGGUCGCCGAGGCCAACAAGGACGGCAGGAUGUCCGCAGCAGCAGCGUCCAGCCCCGCCCAACCGGCUUCCAGCAGAGCAGCAACCGCCAGCAACACCAUGGGCUUAGCGCAGGCUAGUUCGCGCGCCGCGGUACGAUCCAACUCGGGCUCGGACACCAACGUCGACAUACUACCUCAGCACAUCAGGCGCGGGCCACACGGCAGCUUCGAGUGGGAUAACAGAAUCUCGCCGCAGAGGGGGCCGUACAAGGACGACCCCCAUGGCCACGUCAAAGACUACUUUGGUCCGUCCGAGUCUGUGGGCAGUAGCGCAGCUGAGAACCUCAGGGUGUUGGUGACGUCCAAGCCUGAUGGGUACUCGAAGCAUGGCACGUCGCAAGCGUGAGCGUCUUCCAUCCCAGCUAUCGAAAAGGGGACGACGGUGGGGUGUCGACAGAGGUGUUAAUGCUUUGUUAUCAGCAGUCAUAGCUCAUUACAGAAGAUUCUGGUCAAGACGGAGCAGCAGAAUGCCCUCUCUAAAGACCAGACGUAUGUAUCUUGUGGGCGGAAAGAAUCAUCGACCUCUUCAAAUCACUGCGGUGUAGCCGGAGGCGCUGUUAAGGCUGGAAAAGAAAGACGGGAGGCGUGUUGAUGUUGUGGGUUGAGAGCGGAGUGAUCCAGGAUCACAUUUGGCGGCUACAAUGCUGGGGAUGUCUUGUCAAUUCCACAACAGAGUGUGGGUUUGAUGGGUUUUGAAUUGGGCGGUACAGGUAGAUCAGACGCGUGCUUUAUCCAAUAUAUCCUGUAGGUCAAGUCAAAAGCCGGUGCGAUUCUAAUAGCUAUAUGUCACCUUGUCUAACGAGCCAUAGUACCGUCGUCUUAUCAAUCCGGGAAAUCGCCGGCUUUGGAAACCACUUCAGUCG
This is a messenger RNA of Pyricularia oryzae 70-15, 1936 nucleotides long. RefSeq lists its product as uncharacterized. NCBI's taxonomy places the organism in Eukaryota, Fungi, Ascomycota, Sordariomycetes, Magnaporthales, Pyriculariaceae. Bases 994 to 1419 code for a protein of 141 amino acids. The transcript has a single exon. The record is from RefSeq and is a predicted model, not a curated record.